UUAUGUCAGAUUUUGUAUUGAAAAAGGCGCAAACUUUGGAAAUAGGUAGCAAAUAAUUUAGAAAUAGAAUCCAAUUUGAAAUACAGAAAACUUGAGUGUGAACACAUCUAGAAUCUGGAAUUGAUAGUGUUUCACCCGAUUGUGUUUAUUUUCUAUAUUUUUCGGUUAAAUACAAAAAGGAUACUUCGAAAUGUGGAACGAUCAGUCCGUUGCCGGUGGGGGUUUCUUAAAUUCAACAAGUCAAUUUGGAAAUGCUGCGACCCCAAACAAGGGUCCAAAAAGUGGUCGCAGAGCCUCAAGAACAGCACCAAUAGUGAUUAAGCAAGCAAUACAUUGUGGUGACGAUGGCAUCAACAUAUGGGGCACUUCAAUUCAGAUAGUCUCCAUUGUUGCGAGAGUAAGGAAUAUUAAAGUACAGAGCACAAAGAUAACAUAUACUAUCCAGGAUAUGACUGGCAGGAUGAAAGCUGUAUUGUGGAUUGAUCAAGAAGCUAUGGAGGAGGAUGACAAAUGCUCACCACAAGUACAAGUAAAUGAUUAUAUUCAAAUAUAUGGAAAUGUUAGAGCCAACAAAGGGAGGAAUGUGUUAAUGGCUUUUAAAAUCAUGCCCAUCACAGAUGUAAAUGCCAUUGUAUUUCAUUAUUUGCAAUGUAUAAAUAACAGAUACAAAAUGGAAGCAGAAAGCAAGAAGGUAAAAGAUAUGGAUACUACAAGCAAUUUCACGAAUAAUGUGCCAGCUAACUCUCUUGCUGGUAUGGAUACUGGCUCAGUAAAUGGUUUGAACCAACGUCAAAUGAUGGUAUAUAACCUUAUUAGGGCUUCUACACUUGAGCAGGGUAUAAGCAAGGAUGAUAUAUAUGCAACCUUGAAGGAUAAAAUGCCCAGUGUUGAGUUUGAGAACAUUCUGGAAUUGAUGUGCAACGAAGGUCAUAUUUAUUCUACAAUUGAUGAAGAACAUUUCCGUGCUACCGAUGCCUUUUAACUCUACCACAGUCAAAUAAAACAGUUAUUUUUUC
Zerene cesonia (dogface butterfly) is the source of this 1016-nucleotide messenger RNA. RefSeq names its product replication protein A 32 kDa subunit (gene RPA2). Gene Ontology annotation, cellular component: chromosome, telomeric region; site of double-strand break; nucleus. Gene Ontology annotation, biological process: DNA replication; double-strand break repair via homologous recombination; nucleotide-excision repair. Lineage: Eukaryota; Metazoa; Arthropoda; Insecta; Lepidoptera; Pieridae. The transcript has 6 exons. Gene Ontology annotation, molecular function: DNA binding. The record is from RefSeq and is a predicted model, not a curated record. Bases 191 to 982 code for a protein of 263 amino acids.